Molecule: messenger RNA, 6171 nt
Organism: Rotaria sp. Silwood2
Lineage: Eukaryota; Metazoa; Rotifera; Eurotatoria; Philodinida; Philodinidae
Source: the annotation of a GenBank genome assembly
AUGGAAGACAAAUACAUCGGAACAAAACACAUUGUUUUUGAUCAAUCCGACGAUGCUUAUUUACCAUCCAUAAUACAGUUAUGUAGUAUCGUACCAAACCCAUCGAGCAAUUUGCAAAUUGUAGAGGCUAUGAAAAAGGGUUCUAAACUACCAACCGAAAUAAUUAAGGAAGUUCAGGUUUCGGCUGCCAAUGGUGAAGAUACCAUUGACUCACUUCAUGCAAAGUAUUUACUUUGUGUACAUGCUGCAUACUACGGAACUUUUGUUGAGCCAGUGCAUGUUGAGAGUCUGCUCGAAUUAUCCACCACAGAUAAUAUUAUAAUCAAUCGAUGUAUUCUUUGGAGUUUUGCAGUAGCAUUACCGUGCACGAAUGUUCUUAGUUCAGCAAUAAUUCAACGUUUAUGCAAUCGUUUAGAAGAUGCUCUUCUUGGUUGGAAUGUUUCAUUCAUCUUUCGGAAAUUGUCAGAAAAUGAAGAAUAUAUCAACAUGGUUUCGGAUAUUCAAUGGAUAUCAAUGAUUAGUUUGUUGUGUAAUUCAGAACUGAGCGAACAAAUCCGUUUAAAUAUCAUUUAUACAAUGACAAACAUUUUCAAACAUAGAAAAGAAAUAUCAAAUCCAAUCAAGAUCCAAAUUGAGCAAUUGAUAAUGAGCGAUGGUGUAUCACAUAAAUUACUUCUUACUGCCGUGAAAAUAUUGUAUAUGAUGGCACUUGCCGGAAUGUCAUUGGAUUCGAAAGUGUUGGACAAAUUACGUGACUUGACGCAAACUGAUUAUGAUGCGUCAACUGGAUGUGUAGGCGACCUUCUUGACUUUCUCGACAAUAAACAUACGGUAUCGAAAGUGACGCCUCAUAGAUGGAACACUAAAGUACAACGUGAACUUGUAGCUACGCAAACCAUGGCAGUGUUGCAUUCGAAAGAAAAAAAUAUUGAACCUUUGAUUCGAUUUCUCAGUCCCGAUCAUUUGCUCGAUUUAGUAAAUCAAUUUAAUGAAUUAUACGAUAUGGAAAGAGAUCCAUUUAUUGUGAAUGAUGGUGAUCAUACUGCUUGGUAUCGUACUACAUUGAGGGAGAUAAAAAAACUUUCCAAAAUAGCCAAGCAAGGAAAAUUAGAAGCAGGAGAUUUUAAUUAUUUGUUAAAGAAAAUGAAAGAUGGUCGGCAUUUUUUUACAGUUAAGAAUCGAAAUUCCGUGUACAAAAUGAUUGCAAAUGUUUUCCAAGAUGCUGCCCGAUGUAAACAAAAACUACCGGAUGAUGUGAUUACCAUAAUAAUCAGUCAUCUAACAAAUGAAUCAGUAACGUUAAAGCAUAUAUGCGCUGAAUGUAUUUUACAUGUUGCACAUAAUAAUGGAUCGUUCAGUGACGAACAAAUUAAAAAGAUCGAACAAAUAAUUCAGGAAACAAGUGACAAUCAAAUCAAACAAAAUCUCCUUAAAAUGUAUAGUUUAUGGGCAUCCAAAGGCCAUCAUGUUAGAUUGGACCUUGAUUCUGUUGAAAAAGAUAUAUUUAAUGAAAAAACGUGUGUCAUGAUCAGCUUUCUUUUUCUCAAAGCGUCAGUCGUUGAAAAACGAAUAUUUACACCACAACAGAUGCUAAACUUGAGUAUAAUUGGAAUGUCUAAUCAUUAUCUAACGAGAGCACGUGAACAAUCUUUACUUGCAUUAGCAUAUAGCAUUAAAGCAGUACCAGAUAAAGUAUUAAUACCAGUGGAAGUAAUUAAUCAUCUCAGAGAUAUUUUAAAAGAUGAAGAUGAAAAUAUUCGUUGUCCGGCAGCAGCAGCAUUAUGCUUCUAUGCUGAAGAUAAUACUAUCCAUUUAUCUGAGGAUAUACUCGAACGAUUAGCAACGAUGUUACAUUGUAAUGACGAUAUUUUAGUUAGUAAUAUAUUAAAUGUUUAUCUGAGCUGGGUAAAACAAAAAAAGAUUCUGUCAUCGUUCGUUUUGGAUAACAUUACUGAAAUAUUCGAUUAUGCACAAUCCGAUCAUCGUCAUAUUUCAAUUUGGAUUAUGAAGCAUGUCGUUGAUAACGAUCAAAUUUUGCCUUCGGCAUUUUGGGACAAAAUGGAAUAUUGUCUCAAUGAUGAAUAUCCCAUUCGUAAUACAGCAGCAAUGGUUUUUAUUGAGUAUUGGCAUAAUCAAUUAAUAAAAACAAAUGAUAAUAUUAAUAUAAAAAAUAUGUUUUUGAAUUACAUGGAACAUUUAUUGAUAAUAAUUAAAAAUCGUUUUGAAUUGGAUACACAGAUUCGUGCACUCAGUUUUCUUAAAUAUCUUGUUGAAAAUAAUUAUGAGUUAUCGGAAUCAUUUUUACGUCUCAUAGAAUGCUGUUUAUGUAGUAAUGAAUUAUUGAUUGUUACAAAUGCAGUAGAAAUACUCAUGUCAUAUAUGAAACAAAAUUCUGUAUCAAAGCAAACUAUCGCGACUUUAGAAAACGUAUUAACAACAGAUUCUAAAGUUUUAACCAAUGUUAUAACAAUGUUAAAGAUAGCUGUAUGUCAAGGUCACAUUUUGUCGGACAAGUCCCUUGUCUUUCUAGGUAAUUUACUUUUCAAAAGUGAUGAUCCUCAUGAUAUCGUAUUAUUACUUACAUUUUCUGAUCGACAUCAACCAUUACCGAAUAAUGUCAAUGAUCUUCUUCGACAACAUUACUACAUCAAUGUUCUUCUUCAUAGCACAUGUUCAAAGAGCCGCGAUAAUGCAUACAAUGGCCUUCAGUCUCUAAUUGAGAGCGGUCGCCUCUUGUCACGAUAUGUUCUUGAGUCACUAUUUAUCUUAUUAAAGCUAUCGCAUAAAAACUUAUCGUUCUUGUCUAUUAUCAUCAAAGUAACAAAUAAUCAGCAACGUUUAAUUCCAGAACAUAUUUCAAUGCUGACGCAAUUAUUUUUUGAAUGUCCAAGCCAAUCAUUAGUUGAUUUAAUAGAAAUUUUCACCCAACUCACCAGUCAAAAUCAGACCAUUCCUCACGUUAUAAUUUAUUCUUUGCAAAAUUUCUUGAACGAUGCAUCUGUUAAUAUAAAUAUUAUUAAGAUUUAUCGUCAUCUAAUCGAACGACAGCAGCUAAUUGAUCGGGCCAUUAUUGAUCAAGUUCUGAACUUUUUGAAUUCGGCCAUUUUUGAAACUAUUAGUCCUGAUUUACAACAUCAAGUCAUUGCUUUUUUCAGCAGUCUUGCCGAUGCACAACCAAUUGAAACCGAUCAAUCAUAUCUUCCUUUCUUACUCGACAUUGGCCAACCUUUAUUGGUUCGCAAAAAUGCUUGUCUCAUAGCCAAAACAUUGAUUGAACAAGAUCAAAUUUUACUGCCUUCGAUACUUGAUGCUAUAACUCAUUUAUGGCAUUAUGAUGUUAGUAAUAACAUUAAACAUAUUGCUUUAAACGUACUUAAUCUUGCUCGUUUGAAGACGGCUCAACAAAUGGACAAAUCUGUGAAGAAUCUACUUGACUUAACUUAUCGUAUAAACACAACAAAUGGUGAAGAUUUUCUGAACUCUAUUCGAACUGCUAUAGAAGCAGAUUUCAAGCCGGAAGAUAAACAUUUAAUAAAUUUAUCUACAAUGCUUUACAGUUGUGCUAUUCAUUUGAAAAAAGAAGCAGCAAAUUUGAUUGUUUUGGCUAAAUCACGUGGACACAGACUAUCAAAUCGAGUACUUGAUGCAAUUUAUGGAACAUUACGCGAUGAAACGAUCAACUAUAUAACAAUUGAACUUCUACCUGAUUCAACUUCAUCGUUAUCAUCAAUGAUCCUCAAUGAUCUUCUAUACAUAGCUACGCAUUCUUCUCAUGAAACUGUGCUCCAAGGUGCACGUCGAAUACUUAACAAUUCACCGAACAAUGCUAAUUUCAAGCAAUAUUUACAAAUUGAUAAUCGAUCAUUAAUGAAACAAUCUACUAAUAAUGAUUUUUUAAAACAAAUGCUAUGUUCAUCGAAUGAUAACACAGUUUGUGAUGGAUUGUUGAUUGUAGAAAAUAUGUUGUCUUUCAAACAACAAAUAUCAUCUGAUAUUUUAGUGAGUGUAACAAAACUACUUAGCAGGUCUAAUGAAAUGGCCAGUGAAAUACUCAUUCGACGAUUAAAAGACAAUAUCAAAUUGGAUAAUACUGUCUGUGAAACAAUCGAAUAUGUUUUUAUAACUUGUCGUACCAAGAAAAUCGUCAUGCUAAUUCAGAUAUUAGCAAUAAAACGCUAUAUUUUCAAAAGUCAGACACUCAAUAUUUUGUUCGAUAUGCUACAGAAUGAAACAGAGAUUAUCAACGAUCUAUAUCUGACAUUGGAUUAUGCAUCACAAUAUCAAUCAUUAUCAACAAAUAUCAUCAACUUUUGCAUAAAACAACUCAAAAAUAAAUCUAACGAAAUCUUACAACGAAGUUUUGCCAUUAUUCAUAAUCAAAUUCUUCAAAAGCCUACUGAAAUUGUGAUUGAAUUACCAAAACUGUUCCGACUUCCGUACGAUAUCGAUCAAAAGAAAUUGUUUGAUCAACUAGAGACAUUUGAACAAUGUGUAUGCAUGAUAUAUACAUUACUUUUCGUCAACCAUUUUGAUUCCACUGUUUUUGAUUUGCCUGUUGAACAAUGGAUAAGAGAAUGUUUGUGCACUGACUUAUUAGCCGGUUGUUCGAAUACAACAUCCAUUGAAGUUAAUACUUUCUACCAUCAAUUAACGCUUCUCGAACAAUACAAGCAGUACAGUAUUGACAGUAAUGAUCGUGAUAGAAUUCUUCGUGUACUUAUACGCAAACAGCGAAUGAGUAAAUUGACUUUGUCGACAAUCAACCAAGUACUCAUUUAUUUAAAAACAUUGACAAAUGAUUCAUUUGAAAUAUUUCUGAUGGAUGAUUCCAAUUGGCUAAUCAAUAUGCGUAAAUAUUUCGUUUCGGAUAGACUUCAUGAAUAUCUAUCAAAUUUCAUAUAUUCGGAAGUUAUUAUCAAUCAUCUCACUAAUCGCAUUUCUCAAGAAGAUCAACUUUCAGCUGAUUUAAUUGAAGCUUUUCUUCGAAUAGUAAAUCAACCACAAGACAUCAUUAUCUCUCUUGAUACUAUCGCUGAAUAUCAAAUCACUAAUGAUGAACUCAUCGAAGUUUUUACUCAGAUAAACAAUACAAUAGAUUUUAACUCGUUUUUAAAUCGAAUGAAAUUGAUUGUAUUUCAUCGAACGUUCCUAUGCAAUUCUACUGGCUCCAGUAAACAAGUACAAAUAUGUGAACUGUAUUUAAAUAACUUGUUAGAAUACGGAUGGACAUUUGAGACAAUAAGUGAACUGUUAAAAAAUAUCGACAUGAAUGUUAAAUCAUCGGAAAAUCUUAACCGAUUAAAUGAAUGUUUGAAAAUGUUAAUCGAUUAUAAAAUUGAUGAAAGUAUGGCCUCUCAGUUGAACAAAAUUUUUAUGGACGAAGUCACUUUGUUGUGGUCAAGACAAAUUCAUGCUUGCAUCAUCGACUAUCGAUUUGGUUCGAAACAUUCUGAUAAAACAAUUGCAACACUUUUAAGUGAAAUUCAGUACAAUGGUUCGAUAGAUUUAGCUAAUAUGUUAAAAGCGAUCGAUGAAGUAUAUGAAUCAUACUCUUUAAUUGCACCACAAAACAAUACGAUAAAAUUUUGGGAAAAAUCUAACAUUCAAUAUUGGGCAAACGAAGUCUUUUGUCAACAUUCCGAACAAUUCAUCAAAGAUCAAUUGAUCGAAGUGAUGGCUGUUAUCAAACGUGCUGUUCAACUUGAUUCGAAUUUUGAACUCCGUCAUGUUCAGCUGAUUGCCGUUAUGAUCAUGCUCGAUUCUAAAGAUCAUGGCGGACGUUUAUUACAAAUAUUGACUGGUGAAGGCAAAUCAACUGUCAUAGCAAUGUUGGCUGUAAUAAAAGCUUUAGAAGGUAAACAAGUUGAUAUCGUAACUAGUUCUAUAACACUGGCUAAACGCGAUGCCCAUGAACGAAAACAAUUUUAUGAAAUGUUCAAAAUGACUGUUUCGCAUAAUAAUGAUGAAGUAAAUUAUGUUGAAGGACCAAAAAACUGUUAUGAAGCUAAAAUUGUCUAUGGAAAUUCGAGUCAGUUUCAAUUCGAUAUUUUGCGUAAUGAUUUUAGUCUAUUAAAUACACGUAAAAAUCGACCUUACGAUAUUGUUAUUAUUGAUGAAGUUGAUAGUAUGCUCAUCGAUGAAAACAAUAUAAUUGCUCGUCUUGCCGAUCAA